GGUCAUUCGCGUGUCAAAGGCUUAGCUCGAACUUUCAACUUUCAUUGCACGCCCCGACCGCCUGCAUUUGCCAGCCACGACCACACUUACUUGUGAAGCCGCACGCAGCAGAAACAUCACAACUGCUGCACAGGACUGCCUGAGAUUAACGAAAUCAACGAAAUCAGCGGAAUAACCGUUUGCAUCGCAGCAAUGGACCGCGACCGCGAGAGAGACCGUGAUCGAAGAGACGAUCGGUACUCGAACACGUAUCGACCGCGCUCCCGAUCUCCUCGUAUGGACAGCUACCGUGGAGGUCGGUCACCGCCGCGCCGUAGCUCUCCUCCGCCGCGUCGCAACUCCCCCCCACCACGCCGCAGCUCUCCUCCGCGACGAGGCUCCCCGCCGCGCCGAGGGCUCGCCUCAGCCGACACAUAUACUCCCGGAGGCAGCAAUCGCCCGUCACGGCCCCGGAGUCGUUCGCCGGCGCCCCGGAGACGCUCGCGCAGUCCGCGCCGAGACGACAACUGGAAGCCCAGGCCGCGCUCGCCAAUUCGUCGCGCCUUCUCUCCUCGACGAGAAGGCUUCCGGAAUGACCGUGCGCGGUCGCCGAGGAGGGACGGGUAUGAUUCAUAUACUCGCUCGCCGCGCCCGCGCGAUCGUUCGCCGCCGCCCAGAACGCGUGACGCCUCACCUGCGCGAAGUCGGGGCAUGCGUUCACCGGUGCGGCCGACUCGAUACGACGAGUCGCGCUCGCGCAUCAGCAGGUGUGGCCCGCCAUUGGGAGCAGACCAGACUGGCGCUAACCUUGCCAGUCCACGACGCAACUCACCGCCUCCUCGUGACAUGCGCGAUUAUCGACGCCGCUCGCCUUCGCCUAGACGCGAACGAACCGACCCAUAUACGGCAGACACAUGGCGCAACCGCAGAUCCCCAUCGGCCAGGCCUGCACACCCCUCCAACGAGGCCUCGGGCGUGCAGUCUGCGGCGACUUCACGCAGGUCCUCUCCUCGCCCGACUGUGCAUCCUAGCAGAGCUGCCCUUGUAGACGACAGGGCCGCCCGAGAACCUGUGUCUGCCCCCAGGUCGCCGUUCCGCGAACGCGAGACCAGUAGAGCCCCUCGCGACAACUUCCGCGAGCGUGAGAGGGAGCGAUCGCCUCCUCGACGUCGGGAGCCCAGCCCGAUCCGAGACAGGAGUCCACCGCGGCGGAGGGAAGCUAGCCCACCCAGAGGACCACGGGGCGACAGAGAUAGGGAGUUUGCGCCACCUACAGGUCCUUCUUCAGGCCGCCGCAAUGGCGAUGGCGACUUCGCAAGGGCACCACCAACGGGACCGUCGAGCCGUAGCUACCCUUCGCCAGCCAUUUCCCCCCCUACCGGACCUGUCGUUCCGGUGUCGACCGCACCUCCAACUGGCCCUCGUGGAGGAAAUCCAGCACUCAGUGCGCCUACUAGACCACGCGGCGGCGGCCGUGGUGGCUAUCCGUAUGACUCGCCGCGCGACUUCUCUGGUCCACCCCGCCGCGGGUCUUGGGGUGCCGGACCUCGUGGCGGUGGUGGCUUCCGCGGCGGCUUUCACGAUGGCCCUGCUGCUGGUCCUCGAGGGUCUAUCAGCGGUGCAACGUCUUAUUCGGCUACCUUCAGGGGAUCCAGCAAUUCGACUGCCACGACAUAUCCUCGCACGAUGCGCUUCCGUGAUCAUCUUGGAGACCUGUCCAAGGAAAUCCCUGGUGGACAGAGAGCGCCGGAGGUGUACGACAAGAGCAAGAUUCUGAGACUUGAGGAAGAAGCAAGGAAGUUGCGGGAGAUGAUCGAGAAGAAGGAAGACGCUAAGAGGGCGAAGCUGAGAGAGUGGGAUGCGCUGGAGAGGGAUGCCGAGACGGCUCAGCUUCGCGUUGAUCUUGCUGAGCAGUCACUGAGGAACCUGAACGGCGAGACGGAGGUUGGCGGCGCGGCUUUCUAGUUCUGAGCGCGCCUCAACGACAGCAAUGCUCUGCAAUCAGACGGAGCUGAACGGA
Messenger RNA from Boeremia exigua, 1999 nucleotides. RefSeq lists its product as uncharacterized. Lineage: Eukaryota; Fungi; Ascomycota; Dothideomycetes; Pleosporales; Didymellaceae. The transcript is spliced from 2 exons. The record is from RefSeq and is a predicted model, not a curated record. The coding region runs from base 193 to 1944 and encodes 583 amino acids.